AUGGCUUCUCAGCGCGGAACAGACUCGCCUUCGCAAGCUUCCGUUCGCUUCAGUACAAAGAAUCAGGAGAUCGAGCCCGAGGCCAACUUGGAGCCCGUCCGCUCUCUUACUGGUCAUGACGCACAGAGGGAGAAUCUGUCGCCCGAGGCAGAAGAGGAACUGAGACAGCUCAAGACGACGCUCCAGAAUGGCUUACAGUCCAAGCGCAUGGAGCACUACUCCUUUGAGCCUGUGUCGUUACCAGGCUCGCAGCCAGUGUCCAGGGUGCCUUCGGGUCAGUCCAACAAACGACCUGUGAUGCCAGCAGGCUCCGCACACCCCUCUCCUCGCCCUUCUCCCCCUGCCUCAGCCUACCACUCUCCACCUCUGACCCCAUCGGCAUCCCACACUCGUGAGGGCAAGCCUGCCGCUAGCACAGCUGCUUCUGUAUCCCAGCUGGCAAAAGCAAGAGCUGGCGGAGACAUCAUGACUCCUCAGAUGUCGGCAUCUCAGCCUGGCUCAAGGGUCCCGUCUUCCGAUGAGACUGGUGUAUCUGCACACCCUAAACAACAACCUCGCUUCUCUCUCGGCCCCACUGGUGACUCUGUACCACCCUCGCGCGAGCACAGUCCCGUUGCUUCAGGAGCUAGCACCCCGACUGGUUCAGGAACCGUAACGCCUUCUGCUACGUACACGAAGCCUUGGCCUCAAGGCGACAAAGACGAUCCUUACGCCCGAAGCAAGAGAGCUCCCCCCACUCGUAAUGUAGAUUCCAUCGACGCUCGCUUCCGCUUUGGCAACAGAGAUCCUCGCAAGGGACACAGCACUUCUGGAACUUCACUAGUUUCCCUUCCUGCAGCUGCGACCGCCUCAAGCUCGGCGAGCCUCAAGCCAUCGGAUGCCGACAAGAGGUCAAGUUUCUUUGGUGGUAAGAAACACGAUCACCACCACGAUGAUACCAUCAAGGACAAGGAUAAGUCAGCUUCCAAGGUCAGCUUGAAGCGCUUCUUCAAGAUUGGCGAUAAGAAAGACAAAAGCCGUGCAAGCUCGCCUGUCAGGAGCGGAACUUCUACACCAUCUGGUCAAUCUCAGAGCUUACCAUUUGCCGACGAUCAUGGUUUGGCCUCCAAAUACGGCAAGUUCGGCAGAGUACUCGGCUCAGGAGCUGGAGGAUCCGUUAGACUCAUGAAGAGAACUGCAGACGGCAAAACUUUCGCGGUCAAGCAGUUCCGUGCCCGUCAUACGUAUGAAAGCGAGAGGGAGUACAACAAGAAGGUCACAGCCGAGUUCUGUAUCGGUUCGACACUUCACCAUGGAAACAUUAUUGAAACGAUCGACAUUAUACAUGAGAAGGGCAACUGGUUUGAGGUCAUGGAGUACGCUCCCUUCGAUCUCUUCGCUAUCGUCAUGACUGGCAAGAUGUCUCGCGACGAGAUUACCUGCUGCACCCUGCAGAUUCUCAGUGGUGUCCUGUACUUACACAGUAUGGGUCUUGCGCAUCGAGAUCUGAAGCUCGACAACGUUGUGGUAAAUGAGCAUGGCAUCAUGAAGAUCAUUGACUUCGGAAGUGCUGUCGUCUUCAGAUAUCCAUUUGAGAACGACAUUGUGCUCUCUACAGGUGUCGUUGGUUCAGAUCCUUAUCUUGCCCCCGAGGUCUACGACAACUCACGAUACGACCCGCAGCCCGCUGAUAUUUGGUCAAUAGCGAUCAUCUUCUGCUGCAUGUGUUUGCGUCGAUUCCCCUGGAAGGCGCCAAGGAUUUCAGACAAUUCGUACAGACUAUUCGUGUCACCUCCAGACCCUGGCCAGGAUCAGCUUCUCGCCCAAUCUCGACAGUCUGUCAGCAACGGCUCUGUAAAGCCAGAGAAUGGUGCUUCGACUUCGGGCGACCAACCCAGCCAACAGAUCAAGGGCCCAUUGCGUUUGCUUCGCCUACUGCCACGUGAUACUAGACACAUCAUUGGCCGUAUGCUCGACCUCGACCCGCGCCGUCGUGCUACUAUGGACGAAAUUCUUGCCGACCCUUGGGUCCAGAACGCCUACGUGUGUAGACAAGAAGAAGGAGGAGAAUGUUAUCACGCGCCUGGUCAUACCCACGUCUUGGAGCCUGGCGGUGCGGCUCAAGCACCACCAAAGAAGUAG
Aureobasidium melanogenum CBS 110374 is the source of this 2121-nucleotide messenger RNA. Its product is annotated as Pkinase-domain-containing protein. The record is from RefSeq and is a predicted model, not a curated record. The coding region runs from base 1 to 2121 and encodes 706 amino acids. Gene Ontology annotation, molecular function: ATP binding; protein serine/threonine kinase activity. Gene Ontology annotation, biological process: intracellular signal transduction; protein phosphorylation. Lineage: Eukaryota; Fungi; Ascomycota; Dothideomycetes; Dothideales; Saccotheciaceae. The transcript has 3 exons.